AUGGACGUUGAUUGUACUCAGUCUUGUUAUGCAUGCGUAGAGCAAUCGAAAGUGUUUUCAUCCCCGAGAAUCAAAACAACCAUUUUCGUGUCCCGAUUCGGGAACGCCACAAGUGUCUUGUCGCGAACCAUGACGACAACCUCUGAAAAUGACUCGCCCUCACUUCCUGGCAACUGCCACUGUGCUGCAUUCAAAUUCUCUGUUCAGCUUCAGUCGAGUCCCGGCGUCCCUAAUGCGCUGUUCUCUUGCGGCUGCCCGUUGUGCUCGCUCAAUGCGUGUAUCUGGGCCCAGCCUUUUGCACUGCAGGUGCUCAGGGGCGACGUGAGCUUGUUGAAAGGCUAUCGGAAUGGAACGACGCUGCAUAAGUUCUGCUCUACGUGCGGGACUUCUCUGCUCUGCUGUGAUGCCGAAGAGCCCCCGCGGGUGCUGUUUGUGAAUGUUCGAGCAUUGGCCGAUUUCGACAGCUCGUGGCCCGUCAUCUCCUCCUCGUGCCGCAAAGACGCCCCACCGGAUGCUCUCGCGACCUUGGAGACUUCCGAUCACUACCGCGGAAGUUGUUGCUGUGGAGGCAUUUCUUACACUCUCCGGAUCCCGCCGAUCGACAAGACAAAAUCCUGCAACUGCAGUAUCUGCUCCAGGAACGGUGUCCUGUGGACCUACCCGCCAGUCUCCGCAUUUGCGAUCGCUUCCGGUGUCUCCCUCGCCGAGUAUACCUUUGGCCGCAAACAGGUAGUUCAUGCAUUCUGCUCGACUUGUGCUGUACCUGUCUGGGAGCGAUUCCUCCUCCCUGCCAAAGCGGCAAGCAUGGGCGUCAAUGUUCGAACCAUUCACGGACUGGAUUAUCGCGACUUACCGUCGAGGGUUCAUAAUGGUGUUGCAACGCUGCCCAAGUACGAAGUCGGAUAG
Molecule: messenger RNA, 906 nt
Organism: Mycena indigotica
Lineage: Eukaryota; Fungi; Basidiomycota; Agaricomycetes; Agaricales; Mycenaceae
Product: GFA domain-containing protein
Exons: 6
Coding region: 1-906 (301 amino acids)
Molecular function (GO): carbon-sulfur lyase activity
Source: RefSeq, a predicted model, not a curated record